Chondrus crispus (carragheen) is the source of this 369-nucleotide messenger RNA. RefSeq lists its product as hypothetical. Bases 1 to 369 code for a protein of 122 amino acids. The transcript has a single exon. NCBI's taxonomy places the organism in Eukaryota, Rhodophyta, Florideophyceae, Gigartinales, Gigartinaceae. The record is from RefSeq and is a predicted model, not a curated record.
AUGUUCACCACGUUGAUCGUCCGGAACGCCCGCAAGUACGGCUUGCUCCGCCGCUGCUCCCGCGCCACCGCCGCCCCGCCGCGCGUCAGCGCCAUCAUCUCGUUCCCCCGCCCGCGCUUGCGCGCCGCCAGAAACCCAAAGUCCCCCUUGAAGCUCAGCUCCACAAGCAGCUCCCCAGACCCCUUCCGCUUCAUCACCAGUGUCACCGUGUGCAACGCGUGGUCUACGCGCCGCAUUUUUGACGUUUGCACAUGCACGCUCACGUACACCAGCACGUUCCCUUGCGCAAAUACAAAGUCCUUGAAGCCUUGGUUGGUCUCAACCCCGCCUUUGUUCUUGUGUUCCGUCAGCCCAUACUUUGGUGUGUAG